Wyeomyia smithii (pitcher-plant mosquito) is the source of this 2455-nucleotide messenger RNA. RefSeq names its product probable RNA methyltransferase CG11342. Gene Ontology annotation, biological process: snRNA modification. The record is from RefSeq and is a predicted model, not a curated record. The transcript is spliced from 2 exons. NCBI's taxonomy places the organism in Eukaryota, Metazoa, Arthropoda, Insecta, Diptera, Culicidae. The coding region runs from base 105 to 833 and encodes 242 amino acids. Gene Ontology annotation, molecular function: O-methyltransferase activity; snRNA binding; S-adenosylmethionine-dependent methyltransferase activity.
AAACAAUUUACAGCUGAUAAGCAUGGAUGCUUUCGAAUGUUUUAAACAGUGUUCUUCAAGGGAGUUCACAGUUCAACUAUUGUUGAGGAAUAACAAAAGAAAACAUGGUGAACGACCAGAUUCAGCACGGUAGCUAUCGGCAGUACUACGACAAAUUCCGCCCGCAAGACAGCAGACCGCGACAGCUAGAGAACUGUCUGCUUCCGUGGAUCGCGCAGCGUCUUACAACGGGACAGCCUGUCCGCAUGCUGGACAUUGGCUGCAACAGUGGCAAGUUAACCGAAGCCGUGCUAACGACUGUGCGUAACGCACUGCCGGAAAAAUGCUGCUCGAUGCUCGGAGUGGACAUCGACGAUCGGCUGAUCGAACAGGCCAACCAAGAGUAUCAAUCCGUUGGAUUGAGCUUCGCCCAAGCAGAUAUGUUCGCCGUUGCGAAAGGAGAGGCUCCAGGAAAUCCUGUUGAUGCUGCUCUCCUACAGGAGGGAGCAAAGCAAUUUGAGAUCAUUUUUUGCUUCUCAAUUUUGAUGUAUGUCCACUUGAAUCACGGCGAGGAAGGGCUGAAAAGCGUGCUGGAUUAUGUUUGCCGCAGGGCAAAAUUGUUGGUCCUAGAGCUGCAAAGUUGGUCUAAAUAUAGGGAUCACGUUAGGCGAAUGCGCCGGGAGGGUGGUGGUGAUUAUCCCCUAUAUCCCACACUCAUCUGGAAAGGUAAUAAUGGCCAAUUAGAGAGGUUUAUUUGUGAUUAUGUGAUUCGGAAAGGUUUUGAAGUUUUGGAUAAUAGUUUAGAUAAGAAUGAGUUUUGCAGGAGUGUUAUCGUUUUUGCUAGUAAUAGUUGAGGUUAUGUGAAACAAUUUUUUUUGAGUUCUUGUAUGAAUAAGUGAAAGGAUUUUUUACUCAGUGUUUUUAUUUGACACUGGAUUAUUGUAAUGAAGCUUAAGAUAAAAGUAGAAAUGAUUAUGAUUAAGUUCAAUUUAUCAAGAACGUCAAAAUAUUUAGUAUUAAGUACCUUUUUUUGUAAAGUGCUCGAAGUACUCGAAAAAGUAAAGAGCUCGAUAGACGACAUAUUAAUUCACGUUCGAUCAUUGAAAGAACUAGACAAAAUUACAACGAAGGUACCUAUACGUUAACGUAGUUGCUAGUUUUAAUAAAUGUUUUAAGGUAGUUUUUUGUGACCACUUUCUUCUUUAGUGCACAUGCAUCUCUUUUUUGUAGGCGAUACUGUUGUCUCACGCUCAACAAGAAGACUUUCGAUAACCUUAAAACAUUUACCGGUUUUGUAAAUAGACUCUGUGAAGAUUUCGGCGUAUCUACGUGCAAUGUGAACAAGUUUAAGUGCCUAAUCUUCGUUUGUGGUCUACAUGCACCCUAGGACGCUGAAAUCCGAACUGCUCUGCUUGCUAAUCUGGAGAGUAAUGAAUCAAAUAUGCUGGAUAUUUUUUUUAAAGAUUUGGACUACUGCGACCAUUAUUUUGAUCUUUUGUGAUAUACCUCUUCUUUAGUCUAGGUACUCGUGGCAGGCGCAGCAUAAUCUCACUACAGAGUGUCAUCGAAUCAGCAAUCUUCGGAAAGACACAUCACUCGUAGGAUGUCACAGCGAGAAGGAAAGGACGUCUCCUGCUUCCCGAGGAGAUUUUCGCAAGGUUUCUGGCAGCAAAUUUUUUUUACGUCGACUUGUCGGAUGCCUAUUUGCAAGUUCCGGUUGAAAAAGAUUCCAGACAGUACCUUAUGAAGCUAAUCGUCUACCCUCACGUGUCAAGUCUGCCCCCGGCACUCUUUCAAAAAUCGUCGAUGCCAUGGUAGCUGGUCUGGAAGGAGUCGAAACGUACCUUGGCGUCGUAUCAGUUGACAAGGAACAUCGAUAUCGUUUACUGAAGCUUCUGGAGCGCAUUCACUUUGCCGCAGAAAUAGGAUGGCUAUAACUUGUAGUUUUUGAGAUAUCAAAAAAACGAAAAUUUCGAUGAUUUUUCAAAUGUAAUAACUCUAUUAGCGCACAAAAGCGUAACUUGAAACUCUCAGAGCUGAAAUAAUAUUAAACUAGGUGUAUGUGGACAAAAUUUCAGGGUGUGAGUAAUUUUGUAAAAUUCUUCAAAAUUAUAUUGUUUCCAACAUUUUGCCAAAUGUUUUUGGAGAUGUUAAAUAGAAUUAAAUAUGAACUUUUUUGGUCUAAAAAUAUUAAGUUCAAUAUUUAAAAUGAACUAUUUAAGUCUUAUGAAAUGAUUUUCAAUUCAAAUAGGAUACUUUUGAGGAUACUAAUCAACACUAUGAACACUAAAGGGAUCAUUGUUCGAAACUGAUUUGUUCAUUUCUCCAUACAUUUAAGAAAAAACAUCUUCAAAAUCCAAGCAUUAGUUUUUACAUUAAAACUUUAUUUUCAAACUUAAUGUUCCAUCUACUGUAACAUUUUGAACUUCGCUUGGAAGAUCAUCAAAUAAAUUUUCUUUUGUUCUGUGGUACACUA